UCCGGUGUGUUCGAUGCUAACAGCAAUUAGCCUUGUGCAGCUAACCAGCCGCGGAGCUGUAAUCUCCAUUUUAGCUCGUCGCCGCGGCCUCUCUCUCCGCUGUGGCCCGAACCAGGUGCUCCCCCUGCGGCCUGACACCCACCGCCUCUCCCCGGCCUCUGUCGGGCCUCUCCCCGGCCUCCGUCGGGCCGCUGACAGACCCUCCGGUGAUCGGCCGGUGAACCGAGUCUGGGCGAUGGCGAGACCGAGCCACAGCGACCACGUCCUCCAGCAGCUCAACAACCAGCGGGAGUGGGGCUUCCUGUGCGACUGCCUCAUCUCCAUCGGAGACAUUUACUUCCGGGCGCACAAGGCCGUCCUGGCGGCCUGCAGCUCCUACUUCAGGAUGAUGUUCAUCCGGGACCAGCAGGGGACGGGUAGGCUGGACCUCAGCAACAUGCAGAUCAGCGCCGAGUGCUUCGACCUCAUCCUGCAGCUCAUGUACCUCGGACGCAUCGUCGUGGGGAGCUACGAGUUCGACGAGCUGAAGGCGUCCAUGGCGUACCUGCAGAUGUACUAUAUCCCCGACUCGCUGGAGGAUCUCAGGGACAUCCGGAGCUCCAACGUCACCCCGUCCUCCUCAGCCUCCUCCUCCUCGUCUAGCUCCUCCACCGGCCCCGCCAGCGGGAAAAUGAUGUUUGGAGUCCGCAUGUAUGAGCAGCAGCGGCCUGCCGCAUUGGAAGCGGAGCACUUACCGAAACCCGUCAACAGCGGCUCCGGACGUCCAGCUGUUCCGGCAGCUGUCAGCAGGCCAGUGGUGGUGGAGGAGGUGGUGAACGCUCCUCCGAUAGUGGCCCCGUCAGCCGUAGACGGAGCCUGCGAGCAGCCGUGUGACUUGAGGAAGAGGUCCGGCGGUAGAAGUUCAACUCUCAAAGACCGUCCUCGGUUCGGCCGCACCUACACCUGCGACGACUGCGGAUUCGUCUUCAGCUGUGAGAAGCUUUUGAUCGAGCACAUUCUCACCUGCACUAACCGGAAGGCCUAUCACCCACCGAGGGGGAGCGGCGAGGGCGACAAUGACUCGAGCAAAGCUGAGAGCUCUGCGUCGGAGAGCACAGAGGAACACCGGGUCGUCUGUAAAGGUGAAGACGACUGGCCGGAGGUCAAGGCCAGUUCUGACCUCACGAUGGGGUCGGUCGCAGCCGGGAGAGACGGCGAGCCAGGGUCGACUCAGAGCAUCUCCAUAAAGACGGAACCAGAAGAAAGAAUGUUCCCUGAGAUUGAGAUGGUCCGAGUCGGUGACUACGCCACCAGAGACUGUAGCACGCAGUUCGGUGACACAACACGUAAAGACUCAUUGAGGGAGAAACCUGGUUCGGACCGGGACCCCGAGCCCGGCGUCUCGGGUUUGGAGAACAGCAGCGAGCCGUUUGACGUCCACGUGUCCAGCGGCGAGGAUUCAGGGAUUCCUGCGAAGCUUCGCAGAGUCAAAGAGGAGAGGCAGGACGCGGACUGUGCCCCCUGUGAACUGUGUGGCGCUCUGUUGACGGAGGAGGACAAGUCCGCCCACUACCUGUCCAACCACAUGGGACACAUAUGUGCCUGUGGACGGUGCGGCCGGGUGCUGAUCAAAGGCCGGCAGCUCCAGGAGCACGCCGAGCGCUGCGGAGAGUCCCAGGGCGGCGAGUCAGACUCCCACGGAGAGGACGAGGCGUCACUGCUGGAGGAGCCGCAGGGGCUGGAGGAGGGGCUGCUGGAGGCCGCCGACCUGGCCUGCCCCCACUGCGGACUGCUGUUCCAGAACGAGAGCCUGGCGCUAGAACACGCCUUGUCCUGCAACGACCAGGAGCUGUUCCGCCCGGUGCUGCUGGACGAGGGCGCCGAGCCAGAUCACCGACGGAAACACUUCUGCAGCAUCUGCGGCAAAGGCUUCUACCAGCGCUGCCACCUGCGCGAGCACUACACCGUCCACACCAAGGAGAAGCAGUUCACCUGCCAGACCUGCGGCAAGCAGUUCCUCCGCGAGCGGCAGCUGCGGCUGCACACCGACAUGCACAAGGGCAUGGCGCGUUACGUGUGCCCGGUCUGCGACCAGGGAACAUUCCUCAAACACGACCACGUCCGACACAUGAUCUCACACCUGUCCGCCGGGGAAACCAUCUGCCAGGUGUGUUUCCAGAUCUUCCCCGGCGGAGAGCAGCUGGAGAAGCACAUGGACGUCCACCUGUACAUCUGCGGCGUCUGCGGAGAGAAGUUCCGCCUCCGUAAAGACAUGAGGAGCCACUAUAACUCCAAACACACCAGGAGACUGUAGCUCCACGUCCUCCACACUCCUGCUACUAAAAGCCAUAAAUGUGAGAACAAAUAUAUGCACUUGACCCAAAAGAGACACUUUUUAAGUAUAUGCAUAGCCAGGCAGGUCGCCAUGACGACGAGUGCCUCACGCUCACAGCUUUAAUCCCUUCAGGUUGUCACGGAAACAGUCGAGCUGUAGAUUAUUGUGCAGAAUAUUUAUAAAUAAUUUUUCCAGACGAUCCUCGUACAGAACCCAAAGAGAACAGAGCCGACGACGUCACAGUCCAACACUAGAACGAACCAAAGUCAGAGGUAACUCGCAUCAUGCAUCACUCCUCCCUGAUUGACACGCCUCACCUUCACUCUGUGAUUGGUGCCUCACAGUCUUCACUGUCUUCUUCACAAUGAUGCAUGGUGGGAGGUGGACAAGCACCAGCACCGGCCCCUUCAGGAAGAAUCUGGAAACGGCAGAUUAUAAAAAAGUGGAAGAUGAAAACACUAGUGAUAUGAACCAAUCAGAAAUCAAUACUCGUCUGAACCGACAUUCACCAGGUUCUGACGGACCCAAAGGAACCCAAACAGAACAGGAACCAGCUGAAACCAGUUCAGAUCCCAACACUGUUGACAUGUGGCUCAAACUGGUCCAGAACCAGUUCAAAACUGGUUCAGAACCAGAUGAGGUUUAAUCUACUUCAGUCUGACCCAACCUCAACGUUUGUAAUAGAUAAAACAAACAAAACCAGUUUGGACCAGUUCAGAACAAACUGAAGCAAAACAUGACGCUCGGAACCAGAACCAGCUUCUCCUUCACUGGACUGACAGCGAUCUGAGGAACAAAACUGACCAGUCCAGUGUCCCGGUCCGGUUCAGGUCCGGUUCAGUUCUGGUGGAACCGGUCCGGACGCGUCAGUUGUUGAUGUCGAGCUCUUAAUAAAGCAUGUGACUUCCUG
Messenger RNA from Scophthalmus maximus (turbot), 3224 nucleotides. RefSeq names its product zinc finger and BTB domain containing 1 (gene zbtb1). The transcript has 2 exons. Gene Ontology annotation, biological process: regulation of immune system process; negative regulation of transcription by RNA polymerase II; regulation of cytokine production. Bases 14 to 2293 code for a protein of 759 amino acids. NCBI's taxonomy places the organism in Eukaryota, Metazoa, Chordata, Actinopteri, Pleuronectiformes, Scophthalmidae. Gene Ontology annotation, molecular function: protein binding. The record is from RefSeq and is a predicted model, not a curated record.